Messenger RNA from Carica papaya (papaya), 1188 nucleotides. The record is from RefSeq and is a predicted model, not a curated record. NCBI's taxonomy places the organism in Eukaryota, Viridiplantae, Streptophyta, Magnoliopsida, Brassicales, Caricaceae.
CCCAUGUAGGAGAGGAGGAGGUGGAGGAAGGAGAGGAGCGUCGUCUGAUUCGAGCCCUAAGGACAGCAUCAACGGGAAGAAGAUGAAGGGAUUAUUUAAGUCCAAGCCUCGGACUCCAGUCGACAUCGUCCGGCAGACGCGCGAUCUUCUCAUCUUCACCGAUCGCCCUCCCGCCUCCGAUUCCCGCGAAUCCAAGCGUGAGGAGAAGAUGGCGGAACUAAGUAAAAAUAUUAGGGAGAUGAAGCAGAUUCUCUAUGGUAAUAGCGAAUCUGAGCCUGUCUCUGAAGCCUGUGCUCAGUUGACUCAGGAGUUUUUCCGAGAGAACACACUGCGCCUGCUGAUUCAGUGUCUUCCAAAAUUGAAUUUGGAGGCCCGCAGAGAUGCUACUCAAGUUGUUGCGAAUUUGCAGAGACAACAAGUUCAAUCACGGUUGAUUGCAUCUGAUUAUCUGGAGGCCAACAUAGAUCUUAUGGAUAUUUUAAUUGCAGGUUAUGAGGACACGGAUUUGGCUUUGCAUUAUGGUGCAAUGCUUAGGGAAUGCAUACGCCACCAAAGUGUUGCGAGGUAUGUUUUGGAAUCUCAGCACAUGAAGAAAUUUUUUGAUUACAUACAACUUCCAAAUUUCGACAUUGCUGCAGAUGCUGCUGCUACUUUUAAGGAACUCUUGACGAGGCAUAAAUCUACUGUUGCUGAAUUUCUUUCUAAAAAUUAUGACUGGGUAAAUGCUGUUUCCACUCUGAUUCCUACUACACACUAGAAUACCAGACGACAAGCUGUCAAGCUGUUGGGAGACAUUUUGUUAGAUCGCUCAAAUUCAGCUGUGAUGACGCGAUAUGUAAGCUCAAGGGAUAAUUUAAGGAUUCUGAUGAAUCUUCUAAGGGAAACAAGCAAGAGCAUCCAGAUAGAAGCAUUUCACGUUUUCAAGCUUUUUGCGGCUAAUCAAAACAAGCCUUCCGACAUUGUUAGCAUACUCAUAGCAAACAAAAGCAAGCUCCUGCGCUUGUUUGCUGAUUUUAAAACUGAUAAAGAGGAUGAACAGUUCGAGGCAGACAAAGCUCAGGUUGUGAAGGAAAUUGCUGCCCUCUGAGGUGUGUUGUAUGUGUUGUAUGUGUAAAAUCUCAUUUGCCUUUUUUGAUUAAAUUGUGAAUUCAUAGUUAAUAUAUUAUGGCACCAAGAAUUUGUGAUUCA